GUGCUUUCUAUAUCUAUAUUGGGAUCAAAGGAAUUCAUCUACAAAGAAUACACAUCGGUGAGCCGCAUCUAGAUAUUCGUGCAUCAUGACAUAGAAUUACGUUUGAGAACUGUGGAUAUUUGAAAAGUAUAAUAAGAGUUUAAGCUGAUUUCUACAAAUUUCAACAAUUAUAAAAAUGAAAAAUAUUGAGAUAAAAGCAAGAAUUCAGGAUAUUGAUCUUGCUAUUUUAAAAGCCAAAGAAUUGAGUAAUAGUGAUGGACAAAUAAUAACGCAGCAUGAUAUUUUCUUUAAUGCAACAAAAUCAAGAUUAAAAUUACGAAAAUUUGAGGAUGGUACUGCACAAUUAAUUUCCUACAUGCGACCCAAUACAGCAGGACCGAAAAUAUCUCUUUAUGACAAAGCAUCCAUCGAUGCAGAUACUGUAAACUUAAUGGAACAUAUUUUGUCGAGUUCCAUUGGUGUGUCAGGGGUUGUUAAAAAGACAAGACAUAUAUAUAUUGUUGGGCAAACACGAAUACACAUUGAUAAUGUUGAUAAUUUGGGCAAUUUUAUAGAAUUAGAGGUAAUGAUGCGAUCAGAUGAUAAGAAUUUAUCAGAUUGCGACGAGGAAACCGCAGAGAAGAUUGCUGUUGAUCUUAUGAAAGCACUAUCAGUAAAAGAAGAAGAUUUAAUCGCGGAAGCGUAUGUAGAUUUACUCAAUCGUGCAUAAUGGAUUUUAUUUUCUGUAUAGAUGUAAAAUAAUGAUUAAUUUAUAUUGAAUCAAAGAUAAAAAAGCAUAAAUGUA
Cataglyphis hispanica is the source of this 784-nucleotide messenger RNA. RefSeq lists its product as uncharacterized. The coding region runs from base 176 to 709 and encodes 177 amino acids. NCBI's taxonomy places the organism in Eukaryota, Metazoa, Arthropoda, Insecta, Hymenoptera, Formicidae. The transcript has 4 exons. The record is from RefSeq and is a predicted model, not a curated record.